CCUCCCCGCCUCCGGUCAGCUGGCCGGGACUUGUCGGUCUGCUGUUGGCGGCGUGCGUGCACACGCGACGCGCGGUGCGCUGUUUUGCUCGAGUUUGUACAGUUCGUACUGCGGAACUGCGCGAACUUGGGGCCUGUCGCCGCGGGUCGAAGGAGCGCGUCGUUCAAAUUCAAACCCAGCGAGUGCGGCACUCGAAGCGUUCGCGCGGUGCGCGUGCGUUUGUGUUUUGGCGCGUGUGAAUCGAGAAGUACGGUUCAUCUUGGGAGUUUCUCGGCGGGACAUUACUCGCCCGUUGCCGCGCGCGACGGCGCAGAGGUGGGCGCGUGCGGUACGUCCGACCAGCGGCGGCACAUGUCUGAAGACGAGAGCGACGUGGAUUUGGACCCGGCGCAUCAACUCGUCAGGUUGCGCAGACGACUGCCGGCGUUCAAGCAGCGGCCGCCGCCGAGCAGCGACGACAGUGACGAGAGCGAAGACCCUUUACCGGACGGCUACUGUCACCGCAAGUCGACGUCGGCCAACUCGUGCUGGACCAUCUCCGAUUUGAGCCGUCUGGACGGCAGCGGGCCGCUGUCGCCCGCCGCGAAAACUGGUUACAUGUGCGAGUACGUGGGAAGCUUCGACGUCUCGGACAACGACGUCUGGGUCAAGCCCGAGCUCAUGGAGGCUCAGCUGUUCCGCAUGAGGGCUUCUCCUUCAAAGAGGACUGUGCUUAUCCUGGUGACGCUGACGGGCGUGAAAGUAUGCACCACCGAUGGAAAGGCGGUGCUGAUGGCGCACGCGGUGCAGCGCAUCUGCUGGGCCACGUGUAACCCGGGCCAGUUCCAGUUCGCCUUCCUGGCGCGCGAACCGAGGCAGCGAGCGGACCAGAGGCACUGCCACGUCUUCCGCACCAGGAGCCCGAGACAGGCUGAAGACCUGAGCUCCCUGGUGGGAUCGGCCUUCCGCAUGGCGUACGCGCGACAGCUCCAACAGCAGCACCAGCAGCAGCAGCAACAUCACCAGCAGCAGCAGCGACAGGGGCUCGCCGUGCAGAGUCCGCGGAGCGCAAGCCCCGCCGCCUCCGCCCCGGCUGACAUGGCGAAACCCGGAAGCCCCGCGUCGUCCCCGUACAAGACCGCUGUCACAGCUCCCGCCGCGAACGGGCGGCCCGAGGCUUCGCCCCCAAACGCCUACACCAAGGUCUGGGCCAAGAAGGUGGCGGGCCGCACCAAGCACCGGGACCCCGUGGCGGAGAGCUUUCUGGAGCUGAACGUACGCAGUCUGCAGCAGCAGCACUACGGCGCGCUGAGCGGCUCCGCGCGGCCCUCGAGCGUGCCGGUGACGCCCAGCCACCAGCACUACCAGCGUCCCGGCGAACGAGGCGUGGACCCGGACCUGCUGUCUCCUUCGAGCAACGAGGACAACACGUCGCCCACCGAGCUCAACCGGCACUUCACCGACAAGCCGCCGCCCGUCAAGAAGCUCGAGGACAGCUGGCAGCAGCAGCAGCAACAGCAGCAACAGCGCUGCCCGAGCAUUGGAGGACCGGAUGGAAUGGAGGACAGCAGGGCCUCCUCGCCCGUGCCGAUGGGCUCGCGACCUCCGAGCUCGGCGCUGCGCUCGAGCCCCUUGUCCUCUGAGGCGUGUAGCGUGCGCUCUUCGGUGCGCAGCCGGCGUUCGUCGGGUUCGCCCAGCGGCCGCCAGAGGAGCGCCUCGGGGUCGCCGCGGCCCAACGGCCUCGCCACGAGGGUCGCCUUCGCCCCAGCUCCGCCAAGGCGGCAUGAUUCCCUGAACGUGAAUGAAGAGGAGGAACUGCGCGAAGCCCCCUGGUAUCAAGCUGGCAUCCCCAGGGAGAUCGCUCUCGAAGUGCUGUCGCAGGAGCCAAUCGGGUCCUUUCUGGUGCGCCAGAGCAGCACCAAACCCGGGUGCUUUGCACUCUCGCUGAGGGUCCCCAGGAGCAUCCAGCCGAGUGGCAUCGCCCACUAUCUCAUCAUGCACACCAACAGGGGCUACAAAAUAAAGGGCUUCACAAAGGAGUUCAGCACCCUGACAUCACUCAUCACGCAUCACUCGGUCAUGCCAGAGCUGCUGCCAUGCCCGCUCUCCCUGUACCGAUACAACUCAACCUUCCGGAAGCAUGGCUCAGCUGAGGACAUGGUGGACAUAGAUGAAGAUCCCGACUACACGCUGCUCUCAGACUUCCGCAAGAUGAUGGCCGACGCUGUUUGACUUGCGUAGCUGGCUGCAUGCUAGUCUUAAUAUCUAUCUGGUGGCGACCACAGUUAGUAUCAACAGUGGUGAUAUGGUGAUAAGCAAGCAAUGCUGGUCAGUGCUUGCCCUCUGCAGCUACGCAUUGUCCUGACCAGGCACAGUCUCACAAGUCGUUCGUGCUGCUGCACAAGGGACAAACCAAGUUCUGGUAGCAUAGGGUUGCCGAUGGGAUCAAUGUGAACAUGCUACGUUGUGAUAACGCCUCCACUGCUAAACUCAAGUCACGACCUGCCAUCUAUAAACAGGCUCUUGCAAGCAAGAGGCUCAACUGACUUCAGAGCCAAAGUGUGGAGAAAUAAAGGAUUUUAUGUGUGUCUUUUACACGUA
Molecule: messenger RNA, 2580 nt
Organism: Dermacentor andersoni
Lineage: Eukaryota; Metazoa; Arthropoda; Arachnida; Ixodida; Ixodidae
Source: RefSeq, a predicted model, not a curated record